Caenorhabditis angaria is the source of this 4044-nucleotide messenger RNA. NCBI's taxonomy places the organism in Eukaryota, Metazoa, Nematoda, Chromadorea, Rhabditida, Rhabditidae. The record is from the annotation of a GenBank genome assembly.
AUGGAAUCGGAAGUAAUCAAGAAAUUCAACAACGAACUCUCCUCAAUCCACGAAUCAAAAGCGCCAUCAAAAGCCAAAAUCCAGGAAAUAACACGUGCCGCUUUAAAAGCCAAAUCGCUCUACAAACACGUCGUAUUCUCUGUGGAAAAGUUCUUGAUCAAAUGUAAACCGGAGCAUCGUUUGCACGUUCUUUAUAUAAUUGAUAGCAUUAUUCGAGCAUCAAAACAUCAAUUCAAAGAAAAAGAUGUGUUUGCUGCAAGAUUCAUCAAAUCUUUCGAUAAAAUAUUGAAACCACUUCUUGCUUUGAAACAUCCGGAACAAAUGAAAGUUAUUCGAACUCUGAAUUUAUGGCAGGCAAAUGGUGUGUACACAAAGGAAGAGAUUGCGCCAUUUCGAGAGAUUUGCGAGAAAAAUGGGUUGGAUACGGAUUUUGAGGCGGUGGAAAGAGCUGUGAAAGGAGGAUCAGCAGAUAUGAGGAUAUAUGGUGGAAGUUAUAUUAAGAAGGUGAAGACAACUUCAGCGAGAUCUACAACUCCAACAAUUCCACCUCCUAAUGGAGGAGGAGAUGGAUUAUUGGGUGCAAAUCCAUCGCAUUUUGUUCCAAGUGAAGAAUAUUUAGAGGGAACAAUAUCGCAAAGAGAAAUGCUUGAUUUGAUCAGACAAACAGGUUUCGAUCAAUUCGGCCGAUUUCAAAAAGAUCACAGUCUUCUGAUUCGCGCCCACGUCAUUUUUGUCAACAAUUUGUUGGCACGAAUUCAACGGUUGAAGGCGGAACAAGCGGCGGCGGCGGCGAUUCGCGCGAAAAGUUUGGCGAAUGUGCUGUCGCAGGGUUUCAAUUAUUCGGAUGAUGAAGAUGAAAAUGGAGAGGAGAAUCAGGAGAACAAAGAUCCGCCGCCAUUGACGAGGGAAAUGAUUUUUGAGUAAGCAUUUUUGGGAGAGGGGGGGGGCUUUUUGGUGCCAAAAUUUGAAAAUUUCAAUUUUUUUCACAUGAAAAAGCUUAAAAUCCACGUGGCAAUGAAAAUUAAGCCGCGAAAAAUUUGAAUUCUAAAUUUACUCAUUGCCACGUUGAUUUUUGGCGCGAAAAAUGUGAACAUUUCGAAAUUUUCUUCAAUUUUCACAUGGAAAAGCUUAAAAUCCACGUGGCAAUCUAAAUUAAGCCGCGAAAAAUUUGAAUUUUGAAUUUUUCCCAAUUUUUGAUGACGUGGCAAAAAAUUGAGUCAAAAAUCCGAUUGGAUAAUUAAUGUCACAUUAAAAAUUUGAAAAUUUCGAAUUUCGGAGCCAAAAUUAUGAUGACGUGGCAAUAGAAAAUUGAAUUUUGGCUUCAAAAAUACGCAUAUAAAUUUUUGAAAAAUUCAAAUUCUCAAUUUUUGCCACCAAAAUUACAGAAAAACUGAAGAAUUUUGAAUUCCGGACCUGAAAUUCCCUAUUAAAAAAAAUCAAUUUUUUGCAGCAUGGCUCGAGAAUUGAUCAACAAUGAAACUGUCAAAGAAGGGCUGAAAUUAUUAUUGUCUGAAGCUAAUGUGAGUUUUUUUGGGGAAAAGCCUUUUUUAAGGGGAAAAGCUUUAAGUGAUCGAUUUUUAAAAUGAAAAUCCCUCUUUCAUAAUUGUUUUUGGCUCAAAAAAUAUUUAAUUUCAAUGAAAAUUCAAUUUCAGGUCAAUUUUUCCUUCAAAAAUCCCAAUUUCCAUUCCAGAAACCUCCAGCUCAACCCGAAAUCCCUCCACAAAUCGCCAAUCUCGCAGCCGCAUUUCCACCUCAACUCAAUCCCCAACUUCUUCAAGCAAUUCAAGCUCAAAAUCAACAAUUAGCUGCUCGUUUUGCUGCUCAACAACCUCCCCCAGUUGCUCCACCAGGAGCAGGAGUUCAAAAUGUGCCGCCACCCGGACUUCCACCAAAUAUUGCCGGAUUAGUUGGUGGACAACAAUUACAGCAACAAUUGCAAGCAUUGCAGGCAUUCGCUGGAGCUGCGCAAGGACAAGUUGGACAAGUUCCAAAUCAGCAACAGGUUAAUUUUCAGGUGAGCUUGGGGGUUUUGGGGAAAAAAUCUGAAAUUUAUGGAAAAAAGGCUCAAAAAUCCAUUUUUCCUCAUGGAAUUUGAGAAAAGAGGCUUCAAGUGACCUAGAAAUCUAUUUUUGGAUUUCUAGGCCUUCUGAAAAUUCAAAAUCUUGAUUUUUCGCUAAAUUCUUGUCAAGGUGGCCUAGAAAACCAAGUUUUUUUUGGAUUUUUGGGCCAUAUGAAACUUCAAAAUAUAGAUUUUCAUUAAAUUAAGAUCAGGUUGGCCUAGGAAAUUAUAAUUUUGGAUUUCUAGGCCAUCUGAAACUAACAUAUCUAGAUUUUCAUUGAAUUCGGGUCAAGUUGGCCUAGAAAACCCAAUUUUCUGAAUUUCUGGCCUAGAAAUCUCAUUUUUGGAUUUCUAGGUUACUAAAAUGCUACAAAACUCGGAUACCAGAUGGCCUAGAAAUCCUAAAAUGGAUUUUCUAGUCCGCCAGUUCAAAGCUCUGCUUUUGGCCGAAUUUUAGAGCCCGUGACCUAGAACACCAAGUUUUAGAUUUCUAGGCCAUGAGGUCAAAAAAUGAGUUGGAAAUUCGGGAAAUUUGAAAUGUGAUAUUUUUUUAAAGUUUAACCUGAAAUUAAGAUGCUGAAAAUGAAAGUCUAGAGCUCUAUCCUAAAAUUCUAAAAAAAAAUCCCACAAUAUUUUGUUGUUUUCAGGCUGCUCAACAAGCUCAACGUGCUCUUCUCAAUCAAUUAAUAUCUCAAAAUCAAUCCACACUUUUACCACUUGGUUUACCUCCACCCGGUGUUCCACCACCUUCUUCUUCUGCUUCUCAACAACAACAAUUAGCUCCUCCACAGGGACCACCUCCUCCUUUAGGUGUUCCUCCACAAUUUCAACAUCAUGAUCCAAAUGGAAUUAUGGCACAACAAUUGGCGGCUCAACAACAGAUGAAAAUGUUGGAAAAUGAAAUGGAAUUUGUGGCUGGAGUUGAGAAUGAGGUGAGGCAUUUUUAAUGGGAAAAUUUGGCUAUGACGUGGCAAUUUUUUCCUAUAAAAAAUAUGUGAAAAUCCGAAAAAAUGAUUAAUUCAAAAAAUUUGAGGAGAAAACUAACAUGAGCAAUCAUAGUUUUUCAGCUAUGACGUGGCGAAUUUCUGAAAUUUAUCUUGAAACAAGUUUUUCAGAUAAAAAUUCCAAUUAUGCUCAAAAUUUCUAGAAAAAUCUUUUUUUCAGAAAAAUUUUCAAAAGUUUGAAUUUUUAAGAAAUUGAGAAAAAACUAACAUGAGCAAUCGUAGAUUUUCAAGAUUUUGAGCUAUGACGUGGCGAGUUUCUGAAAAAUUGAAAAAAGAAGAGUAUGAGCUCGAAAUUUCUCAAGAAAAUCCGAUUUUCGACGAAAAAAUGGUUAAUUUUUAAAAUUUGAGGAGAAAACUAACAUGAGCAAUCAUAGAUUUCGAGCUAUGACGUGGAGAAUUGCUGAAAUUUAUCUUGAAACAGAUCAAAACAAGUUUUUCAGAUGAAAAUUCCAAAAUCAGAUUCUUUUGCUCAUUUUUCUAACAUGAUCAAUCAUUUUUUAAAUAAUGAGCAAAUUAUUUGUGAAAAAUUCAGGUUUUUUUGUUGAAAACCUACGAUUUUCCUACCUAAAAAUGUGUGGGAAAUGCUCUGAAAUCCCAAAUUUUUUGUCUGAAAAUCCCCCAAUCCCUCCAUAUUUACAGCACGAAAGAAGUCGUCAUGAUAGCAGAUCAUCUGGUCGAUCACGUGAAAGAGAAAGAAGUAAAGAAAGAGAACGAAGAAAAUUUGGAUUGCCACAAAUCAAAGAAGGAAUCACAUAUAGUUAGUUGCAAAAAUGAAGAAAAUUUUUGGGUUUUUUUGAAUUUUUGAACAUGAAAAAUGAAUUUUCAAAAGGAAAUCGCCAAUUUUUUGCAGUUGCUUCUCGAACUCUUUGGUUCAAAAAAGUGCCGCCAAACUGCAGUGAACUGGAUUUGAAAAAGCUGUCGAAUCUUGUGGCGAAGCAAAUCGCGUCAAAAUCAUCUCAAAUCGAGCUUGUGCUUAUGUAA